Molecule: messenger RNA, 1275 nt
Organism: Alligator sinensis (Chinese alligator)
Lineage: Eukaryota; Metazoa; Chordata; Crocodylia; Alligatoridae
Gene: SPATA4
Product: spermatogenesis associated 4
Exons: 4
Coding region: 56-661 (201 amino acids)
Biological process (GO): negative regulation of execution phase of apoptosis; regulation of cytoskeleton organization
Cellular component (GO): axoneme
Molecular function (GO): microtubule binding
Source: RefSeq, a predicted model, not a curated record
UUGCGAACGGCAGAGGUGACUCGGGAUCGAGGUUGCUGUAUACGUUGUGUCCCAAAUGGGGCGCUUCCCUUGCACGGCCCAAGCUGUGUCCUUCUCUUCUUGUGCAACAAAGUUCUUCCUAAAAAGAAAGCUGAACCCCGUCCAGGAGCUCAUUAAUGGGACGAUGCACUGUAAACCGGGAGCUGCAGAGAUUCUGGUGCAAGACAUCUACUCCAUGCUGACAAACAGGCGAAUUAAAAAUAUUCAGGAUGAGGAAGUUGACUUUACAGACAGUUACUAUCAGGAUCAGUUACCAAUGGUUGCCAGAUCAACAGCAUCAAAGGCUAUCAAAAAUAACAUUAAGCUAACAGAAGAAAUGAUAGAGCCAAGCAUUAAAAAAAAUAGACAGAAGGUUAAUGCUGUCAUCAACAUGCAUAUGCAACAGAGACUGCUAGAAAGGGAAGAGAACCCAAAGCGGUUUAACAUUAAACCAAGCUUGGGAGAACGUGCUGUUCGUCAUCCUUCUCGUCAUGCUUCUACCGAGAUUCUCAUUAAUAGCCAAAGGGAAAAACUUUCUUCUAUGUCCUAUCUGGGUCUACCAGAAAUCAGAAGCAAAACUUCUGUUCAUUUCAAAGAAAUCCAAGUGAAACAAGCCAACAGAUCCUCUUUGUCUGUGGAGUAAGUAUGGCGUUCCAGGCAUCUCAAGAAAAGAACUAACUGAACACUGGAAAGUAAUCUUGGAGAGGUCUGACCUAUGAAAUUUGCAAACACUGAUUAUAAAUCCCUUAUAAAACCAUGGGGGGGUGGCGCGGACUCACUGAUUGGGUUUAGUGUCUGGUAAGCAGAGCAUUGUUUUCUUCUAGUAAAUGCCAUUUAAAACUUGGUAUGUAUUAAAAAGUGCAACAAGCUUAAAUGUCUCUAAAGCAGUAUCUAAAACCUAUCAUCAGAGUUUUCCUGGUUUUAGAAGGGUGUCUUCACUGACUUGAUAUUAUACUUGCUUUUACAACCUAGGUCCCUCUUAGGCUCGAUUAGAGUGAACGGCCUUACUAUUUCAGAUCCUUUAUUAUUGAAAUUCUCCUUUUAAAGGUUUCAGUGAUGAUGAUGUAUGACCUUUUUGUACCUUGUGGAAUGUGCUGAGGUUAAUAAAUCUGGCGGUUGUCCAUGGUGUCUUUGUACCUUGGUGCAUUAUAAAAACAUGCAUUGUCUUUUUACUAAUCACUCCUUUGUUUGGAAUAAGUGUUUUAUGGUUAAUUUUAUCUAAAUCAAAGCUAACUCUGGCUUUCAUUGCUUUAAUAA